GCCAAUCCACUUAUAAAUCAUUCCAAAUCGAUUUGGUUUAAAUCGGUUGAGGUUGGACGGAUUGUUCGAGUUGUCAGAAAACCCUGUUCACGUGCAUCCUGGAGGUUUGCUGUGUCCUGCUGCGGGAGGACUGACGGAGUUACGUUUUGGAGAAUCUAGCUGAACUCCGUGGAGCAAGUCUACGCGAAGCCUCCUAGUGUGCAUUUUCCAUGCUAGAAGCUCCGACAGAGAGGGGGAAAGGAUAGAGGAGGAGGAAGUGAGUCUCAAAGAUGAUGUCCCCAAAGCAGGUUUCGCAAGAUCGAGGAUCUGCGAACCCGGCUUCUUUCAGGGAUACUUCCUUGCAGAUAAUCCAUAUUCUUGGAAACUUCAUGAGAAUAUGGUCGGUGUACUCCAUGUACCACUAUUUGUCCCAAACAGGGGCUUCCGUUGUGCUUUUCAUCUUUAGUUGUCUUAUUCCAUCAUCUAUCCUAUUUUUAGCUUUGCAAAAACCUUGGAAGGGCAGAUCACUCUCCAAUGCACAGGUAGUGCCUUCUGUAAUUAAUGGUGGCAUAACAGCUUUGUACUUCGUCUUGUGGGGAAAGGGCCUCAAGUCAUGUGGCCCUGUUAGGGCUUUAAUGGCAGAGUAUUCUGGUGCUGUUCUUGGAGUAUUAUCUGCAGUUUUGUAUGGGCGACAGGGUCAUGCUUGGAAAAAGGUUGGUGGGCUCAUUGCAAUGUUGGCAUCCUUCUACUUCCUAUCUCAAGGGUGGGCCGUGGCCACAUAUUCCCCAUUUACAUUUAAAGAUAACCUUGAUGCCGAGGUUCAGACACAACCAGUGUUGGGAAUGAAAAAAAUGGUAGUUCCCAUCCUUGCUGGAAUCCUAUCAGCAUUGAGGAGGGUGAUCGCACGCCGUGUUUCACUCAAGAGUCAACUUAAAAGGCGGCUCCAUGCCGUAACUGUUGCUUCUGCAACGUGCUUUCUGUUUCCUGUGGCCAUGUGGGACAUAAUUAUAGGAUCCAGUUCUCAUGGCAGCAUACAGUUGCCAUUUUCUACUUGGCCUUAUUUGAGCACCAUUUUCUUUGGAGUAAUCUUGAUAUUCUAUUUUGACAGCUUAGCUGAGGAGAGGUUGCAUAUGGUCUUUUCUUCUCCAAGGCAUUUAAUGAUGGCUGGAGGAUGCAUCAUUGUCAUGGAGAUUGCCUACAAAAUGGACUUCUCUCUAACAGGCUUUGUAAUUUGCUCCACAAUUUUAGGCUUUGGGAUAUUUGAGGCAACUUCUUUGGAGCAUAGCAGGAAAGAUUCUUUUCAGAAUUCAAAUCUAUCCAAUGGGAUUCUAGGCAAUGAACUGCAGAUGGAAUCACUUCCGACUUGAAGUAUGUUAUCAAAUUUUUGCUGAUUCAUUUUUACUACCUUGGUCAUUUUUUGAUCCUCAAAUGUAUAUAUGUAUGUGGUUGUCAAGCCCCUCCAAGUUAUGUUGCAAAGGUCUAUGGAGGGCUUGACAUUAAUGAUGUGCAUUCAAUUGAUAUUUCUUAGGAAAUUUUGAUGAUACACCUGUGUAGAUGGUGUUUAGUUUUAGUCGAGGCAUGCUUUAAUGUGUUUAAAUUUGACUAGUUUGAUAAAUGAGCUUCAAAAUCAA
This is a messenger RNA of Malania oleifera, 1610 nucleotides long. RefSeq lists its product as uncharacterized. The coding region runs from base 270 to 1346 and encodes 358 amino acids. The transcript has 10 exons. The record is from RefSeq and is a predicted model, not a curated record. Lineage: Eukaryota; Viridiplantae; Streptophyta; Magnoliopsida; Santalales; Ximeniaceae.